Molecule: messenger RNA, 804 nt
Organism: Parnassius apollo (apollo)
Lineage: Eukaryota; Metazoa; Arthropoda; Insecta; Lepidoptera; Papilionidae
Source: the annotation of a GenBank genome assembly
AUGAAAUACUUGUUUCUGAGUUUUAUUUGUUGUGCUUUCAGCAUCGGAAAUGGCAGGAUUGCUAGUGAUUUUGAGUUACAGAAGAACUCACAUAGAACCAAUUUAAGGCAACCAGUGAAUUCAUAUGAAAUCACAAUUAACAUAAUGAUACAUUUAGACAAAGUACUUACAAAUAGAUUGAUCAAAGAAUACGGAUCAAAGACCAGAAAAAGGCUUAAGAUAAUAUCAAACGGAAUUUUAAAAGACGUAGAGAGUUUUUUUCAUCAUCCAAGCUUAAACCAAAAUAUGAAAUUUAGAAUAAUGGAUACGAGGUUUUUGAAAAAUAGGACAAGAAUCGUUAGAAUGGAUGAAAACGGAAGUAAGUAUCUUAAGAGUUAUUGUGAGUGGCAGAGUCAAAAGAAAAUGGCGAAAAGUUGGUAUUACUCUGUACUGCUAACGGGCUUGGAUCUGUACUAUAUCGGCAAGACUGGUGAAGAAGUCCGAAGAAGUACAGGCCGCGGUUACUUGGCUGGUAUAUGCAGUACGAAGAAAAGCUGCGCAUUGCUUGAAUGGCACCCGAAGAACGUAGGCUAUUUACUGGCGCACGAAAUCGCUCAUAGUUUGGGUAUCAAUCACGAUGGUCCUCCGUACAACCAGUGCUCCGGACAGCGGUACAUAAUGGGUUCCCGGUACGACCCCAUUAAUCAUCCGCGGGCAUGGUCACCAUGCAGCAGACACUCCUUAAGGCGAUAUUUAGCAAGCAAGAGGGCUUGGUGUCUCCGUCCUGCUUCAGAGAAGACGUCUGAAUACUCUCCCAAGACAUAA